Messenger RNA from Astyanax mexicanus (Mexican tetra), 1971 nucleotides. RefSeq lists its product as uncharacterized. The transcript has 8 exons. The record is from RefSeq and is a predicted model, not a curated record. Bases 45 to 794 code for a protein of 249 amino acids. Lineage: Eukaryota; Metazoa; Chordata; Actinopteri; Characiformes; Acestrorhamphidae.
CCCUGACCUGCCUGAUCACGGGAUUCUACAAUAGAGACGUGAAGAUGAGUCUGAGGAAGUUCACCACUGAAAUUCCUGAUCAUCUGAUCACAUCUUCUGAAAUCAGACCCAAUCACAAUGGAACCUACCAGCUGAGGAAGAGUGUGGAGAUACAGGAAGAUGAUCCAGCAGAUUUCAACUGUUACGUGAAUCACAGCUCCCUCACAGAACCAGUGAUUAAACAAUGGGUGGGAAGAUGCACUGACUGCCCAGACAACGCCUAUCAGAGUUUAAUAAUUGGAGUUGUGGUCUUAUGGGGCUUGGCAGCAAUUUAUUUUCUGAUCCUCGGUGUUCUGAUGAUGAUAAUAAAGCGUUUUGGUAAAUUACCUCUGUGGAACAUUGGAGUUUCAGUUGGAAGAGGCACAGACAGCAUCUACUUGGGUUUAAUAAUUGGAGUUUUGGUCUCAGGGGUUUUGGCAGUCCUGUUUUUUCUGAUCCUCUGUAUUCUGAUGAUAAUACUAAAGAUUGGAAGUUGCACUGACUGCCCAAAAAACAGCUCUCUUGUAUUAAUUGUUGGAGUUGUGGUCUCAGGGUUGGUGGCGCUCCUGUGGCCUGUGAUUUUCUAUGUUCUGAUCAGGAGAAUGAAGUUGGACAACAAGGAACCACUUCCUCAUUGUAAAGGUGCUAAAAGUGCAGGUGUAUCAAGUCUAAACUACAGUGGUGAUGCUGAAGCUUCUACAGAUGAUGAAGUUAGUAAUGCUUCUGCAAAUCCAUCUGAAGAUCCUGCUCCCAAUAAACAGCCAUCCAAUGGAUGAGAUGCACUAUUAAGCCAUGCGGUACAAGCUGUGCUUAACCCUCCCAGCAUCCCACACCACUACUGAAAUACUGUACUUUUUAAAGCUGAAACUGGGCGGUAGUGGCUCAGUGUUGGAGCACUUUGUAAUUAAAGACAGUGUUGUGGGUUUGAUACCUAGGUUUACUAAGAUGCCAGUUUUGAGCCUUACAUUUUUUACAUUGUAAAUGUUCUUUUUAUGGCGAUUUAUAUCGCAAUAUUAAACAAUGCAGGGUCCAUGACUUCACUAGCCCCGCCCCCGCCCGCACACUGUCUCGCAUCUGAACCAAUCAAGAGCUGAAUCAGUGCCGAGCACUCAAAACCCGAGGAAAACAGCAAAACAGUAAUCUGCCCUUUAAUCAGGCAUUUAAAUGGCUUUUUAAAAGGUAAAUAAGAGCGUUUGUUUUUCUGGGAUUAAAAGUGUGAAUUCAGCUGUAACUGGAAAUAUCUGCACUGCUAAACUGAAAUUUACUUAAGCACUGAGAUUUCUGGUGUUGUUAAUCAGAAACCUGCAGUUUUGAGUUUGAGUAUGAAGGUCUCGUGCUGAGCUCUUCCAUCCUGCCUUGCUGUGGAGCGACACACUGCCCCUGUAAACUGCUGGACUGAUGAUCUGAAGAGGAUCUCAUACAGUUACAGCCGGUUACCGUUAGUAAUUAUAUAUAGAACACUAACAGCUCAGCGAAUUAUGCACAUAACGCACGUCUUACAUUUUGAAUUGUGUAAAUUCUAAUUUUUUUUUAUAAUAACAUGCAAAAGCAUAGAUGGUCUAUUUUAUAUUCUGGAUUAAGAAAGCAGCCUAUACUGCCAGUCUCCAGCAGAGGGUCUGGGCAGCAAAGUGGCAGAACUGGUUUGUCUAGGACAAAAGACUCCAAUCCCCAGAAUGCCCAGCUGUAAUCAGCACUAACCAGGUUCAGCUAUGUGAUACAGUAUAAAUGACCCAUUGAAACCUCAGUUCUCUGUCGCACCUUUGUAGAGGAGUGAGUGACCAGAAACAGUGAGUGACAAGACAAGAAAAAGAGAACAGUAAAGAAGAAAAGGGACAAAAAGAAAAAAAAUGGCAAGCCCAACAAAGCAAAAGAGUCCAAGAAAGACAGAGUGAUGUCAUCAGAGCAUGAUGGGAUAGGUCAUGAGUAACUAACGUGCUCCAGUCGAGCAACAAA